AAUUGUUUAUAAAACUGAGUUAUUUUUCAAUUCAAAAAAUCAAAAUUCUGUUUUUAUUCGUUUUAAUAUUUUUCCCAUGCCGAAUUGAUCAUCAGUGUCAUCAGAAUUUUCUUUUUUUUAUAUUCAUUAUAAUCCAAAUUUAACUAAAUUGAUAGUGAAAGUGAUCACUUAUCCAUUUUAUCAUGUUCAUACAGGAGCCAAUCAAGGCAACAAUAUUUUUUGCCUUGGAGAAUUAUUCCUAUGCAGAUGCAAUUUUUCUUUCAGAACGUCUUUAUGCCGAGGUGAACACUGAAGAAAAUUUAUUCAUACUCGCCACGGCUUAUUUUCGUUCGGGUAAAUACAAUAUUGCCCAUUCUAUUCUUUCACGUAACAAAUAUAAUCCACAUAAAUCGCCGAAUUGUCAUUUUUUGCGAGCAAAAUGUUGUUUUCAUUUGGGUAAAAUAGAAGAAGCGACCAAUAUUUUACUCGAACCAAUAAAUGUUGACCCACUUUCUGAUCAAAUAUUUCCAAAAGAAGAUCUAAUCCGUAUUUAUGGUGAGAAUGCAUCGUUUGUGGCACAACUAUUGGGACAAUUAUUCAAUAAGUUAGAAGAUACAAAAGCCGCUAUUCAUUAUUAUACAUUAAGCUUAAAAUUAAAUCCGUUCCUAUGGUAUUCAAUUGAAAAAUUAUUACAAAUCGAUCCGUCCAAAGUUGAUACGGAUAAAUUAAUUAAUUUGGAUAAUUUGGAUUUAAAAUUUACAUGUGGCACAAAUCCAUUGAUAAAUUUAUUCAAUUCAUCGCAGAUUAAUAUGAUACCAUCAUCUGAUGAUGUUUCCACAAGAACAGCAACAAACAACGAUCAUAAUAAGACUUCAAAUGAAGAUACUAGUCAUUAUUUUGUCACACCAGAAAUACGAAAACCAUCAUCAAAUAAUAGCAAAAAUCGAAUCGAAUUAUCCACACCAUAUGCCAUAUUGAAACAAUCACCUUUAUCAAACAAGGUUGAUGUUAUUACUCCGGAAUCGGAUGGCCAAUGGAAAAUGAUGACUUGUUUAGCACCAACAAAAAAUAUUGCAAGAAAUGGUCGUAAAUUCAAUACUCAAAAUCAUACAAAUCCGUCUUCACAGGUUUUAAUCGAAACAUCGAAUCUUGGUUCAAAUCGUAAUCACAAUAAUCAAACUGAAUCAUCUGGUCAUUCAUUCGGUGUUUUAUGUCUUGAUCAAGAAUCAGUGAAUUUAUUGAACAGAAAUAAUGUUAUAACAAAUACAAAAGUUGAUAAUAAACAUGGAUGUCUAGGUCGUAAAGAAUCCAAUCAGCAAGAUGCUCAAAUGCUUAUUGAUAACAAUGAACAAUCAUUAGUGGUCAAUCCAGUAACGACAAAUAAUUUACCAUCAAAACUAACACGUCGUAGUAGUCGCCUUAUUAAUUCAGAUACACGUUCAAUAAAGGAAAAUUCUACAUCGGCAAAAAAGAUUGUUGUUGAUCGGCGAGUUACACCUGUCAAACGAUGUCGUCGUACAAUAUCAUUUGAUAAAAGUCAAAAAAUAGUCAAACAAAAUAAUAAUGAAAAUGAUUCCACUUUACAAGAUAUUUCAUUCGAUGUAACAAAAACGGGUAUCAACGCAGAACGUUCAUCAGCAAAUGGUUUGCUUGAAUUGAUUAAAAAAUUUGCUAUCGCUUAUAAACGUUUAGCCGAAUACCGUUGUCGUGAAGCAAUCGAAUGUUUUAAGAAAUUACCUUUAAAUCAUUAUAAUACUGGAUUUGUACUCACAAUGAUUGGCCGAUGUCAUUUUGAGAUGGGUGCACAUGAUGAUGCUAUAAGUUGUUUUAAAACUUGUCGUCAAAUUGAACCAUAUCGAUUACAAGGUCUUGAAACAUAUAGUACAGCAUUAUGGCAUUUACAAAAAGAACUCGAAUUAUCAUGCCUAUCACAAGAAUUAAUUCAAUUUGAUAAAUUAGCACCGGAAACAUGGUGCGUUGCUGGCAAUUGUUUUUCAUUACAAAAAGAUCAUGAAAUAUCGAUCAAAUUCUUAAAACGAGCCAUUCAGGUGGAUCCAAAUUUUUCUUAUGCAUACACCUUAUUAGGUCAUGAAUUAAUUUCAGCUGAUGAAUUGGAUAAUGCAAUGUCUUGUUUUGUGAAUGCAACACGUAUUGAUCCAAGACAUUAUAAUGCCUGGUGUGGUAUUGGAUUAAUCUAUUAUAAACAAGAAAAAUAUGAUUUAGCAUAUCAGAAUUAUAAACGUUCUUUGGACAUAUCAUCAAAUAAUCCAUUAUUGAUGUGUCAUUUGGCCCUUAUUUUGUAUCAUCUGAAAAAAUCUCGUGAUGCUAUUCAUCUUUUAAAUGAAGCAUCAAAAAUUGAUCCGCAAAAUGUUAUUAUCAAAUAUAAUCGUGCUUUGAUUCGUUUCCACAUGGAAGAAUAUGAUCAAUCAUUAGUUGAAUUAGAAGAACUUAAAACUAUGGUACCUAAAGAAUCGUUGAUAUUCUUUUUGAUUGGAAGAAUACAUAAGAUUCGUGGUGAAACACAUCUUGCUUUAUUAAAUUUUUCAUGGGCCGUUCAUAUCGAUCCAAAAGGAUCAGCCAAUCAGCAUAAAGAAUUUACUGAACCAAAUCAGACAUCACCUGAAGAAUUUAUCGUACAUACAGGCCAUAUAGAUACAUCAUCAGAAAUGAGUUCAACACCGACAACAACGCCAUUUACACAACGAAGUACCUAUAUUACUGGACCAAUUAAUUAUAGCAAUAUUUCCUUAGAACAAUCAAUCGAUAUGGCCGAAAUUAAUGAAUUAAUUGAUAACGAAGUCGAUGAAGAAGAAGAUGCUGAACAAGAUGAUGAAGAAAUUGAUUCAGAAUAUCCUGUUGAUUCAAAUACAACCGAAGAGGAUAUGUGAUCAAAAUUAAAUUAACUUGGGGAACCUACAUUAUAAAUCACAAUUGUUUAAUUUUUUUUUUGAAACAAAUAAGAGAAAAAAAAUAUGCCCAAUUUAUCUAUUACAAAAUGCUGUGAUUUUUUUUCUUCAUGAAAAAUAAUAUAUAAAUAGUGGAAUGGUAUGAAACAAAAACAAACAAAAAAAAAAAAAAAAAAUACGUCGUGAAUAUUUUCUCUACACAUUUAUAUUCAUUUAUACAAG
Dermatophagoides farinae (American house dust mite) is the source of this 3107-nucleotide messenger RNA. It is a transcript of the gene Cdc27, whose product is annotated as cell division cycle protein 27. The record is from RefSeq and is a predicted model, not a curated record. Gene Ontology annotation, cellular component: anaphase-promoting complex; cytoplasm. Gene Ontology annotation, biological process: metaphase/anaphase transition of mitotic cell cycle; cell division; protein ubiquitination. NCBI's taxonomy places the organism in Eukaryota, Metazoa, Arthropoda, Arachnida, Sarcoptiformes, Pyroglyphidae. Gene Ontology annotation, molecular function: protein binding.